AUGAGAGUCGGUGAAAUGGAGCAACGCAAGCGACUUUGGUGGUGGGUCUAUGUGUUUGACAGUAUGGCAUCCCUGCUGCAUGGACUUCCGAGCCUGAUAAACGAUGUCGACGUCGAUAACGAUAUGCCGAUGGACUGUCACCUCCACGAUCUGGACAUGGAGGAGCUCUCGUAUCCUCUCCCUGGGGAAAGGACUGCCGUUUUCGUGUUCAUUCAAUACGUUCUUCUCGGGGAGAUACUUUCAAGCACUCGCGGAAUGAAUGCUCUACACCACUACGCAACGACGAAAUGGCGCAAGCGAAGAUACGUGAACUUGAUCUUGACCUCCGCAUGUGGAAUCAGAAUCUCAAAUCGAACGGCAUUCAUUUUAAAAUUGGCGCCGUCCCGCCACAUUCUCUUCCUGCAGAACAUGCACAAGAUCCCGGGAGAACCUUGUUAUGGCUCCAAGUGCUAG
This is a messenger RNA of Penicillium argentinense, 453 nucleotides long. RefSeq names its product fungal specific transcription factor domain-containing protein. The transcript is spliced from 2 exons. The record is from RefSeq and is a predicted model, not a curated record. Gene Ontology annotation, cellular component: nucleus. Gene Ontology annotation, molecular function: sequence-specific DNA binding; zinc ion binding. Gene Ontology annotation, biological process: positive regulation of transcription by RNA polymerase II; DNA-templated transcription. The coding region runs from base 1 to 453 and encodes 150 amino acids. Lineage: Eukaryota; Fungi; Ascomycota; Eurotiomycetes; Eurotiales; Aspergillaceae.